GGAGCGAAGAUUUGGUGAAAAAAGAAGAAUGAGAAGGACAAGACAUGUCUUGUAAGGUGUGACUUAUGAUUCGUAAGGGGACACACACAGAAACAAGAAGGGGGAAGAAAGAAAAAGAAAGAUGCUUCCACUAAAGCUGGUUCGUUCUCUGGUCUUAGGGGAAACCAUCAACCACAACCCUCAUCACAUGCUAACAAAAAAUCACCACCAUUACCACACCCAUUAUCAUGAAGAUACUGAUGUUCAUGAUGAAGCCCGUGCCACAUCCCAACCCCACCAUCGUAGAAGAAGGAGAAGAAGAACAAGAACAACAAGGUACAAAAUCCCAGCUUUGAUUUUUCUCCCAACAAAAGAGAUUAUUAGAGACACAUAUAGGCUUGCUACCAUUGCAAGGGACUUGGGUUUCGAUUUGUACCCUACACCCUCACUUUCUCACAUCAUCUUCUCCAACCCAUCAUCAUCAUCAUCCAAACCCUCAUCAUUAUCUUUCUCUUCUUCUUCCUGCUCCCUCCAAAGCGAUGCCGUUCCCAUUCCCUUCCCUUCCCUCUCCGCAACCCCACUCACCCAUCUUCGCUGCUUCCUCACGCUCUCCCCACGCGCCUUCAAAAUCGUCCUUUUCAGCUCCCACCCUGACGCCGCCGCUGCCGCCGGAAACGCCGGCAACUGGGACUGCGACUCUUUCUCUCUCUACUCGCGGGACCUCAGCCAUCGGGUCGGCACCAUGGAGGAGUUUUGUCGGAUUCUUGCUGGCAAAGGUUGGAGCUUUUAUAAAACCAAGAAAAACCCUUCUUCCGACCAGCGGCGCGGCGGCGCUUUUUACCUUUUCAGAAGGGUGGAGAUGAACCGGGUUCGGCUUGGAGCACCGGUGGAUGGGGCAUGCAGAGUGAGGGAAUUGAGGCUGCCAUACUUGGAUUUUGGAAACGCUCCGUUGAGGAUUUUGCAGUAUAUUUUGUUGAUGACUGAUAAUAUCUUCUGUUUGGCAUGACAUGUUCGUAAGUGUUCUAUUACUUUUUUUUUCCUUUUUAGAUUUUACUAGUUUUUUUUAAAAGAUUUUAGUUUUCAUGAAUUUUUUGUGAGAAAUCACCCGACUUUUACAGUUACUAUAAAAGUCAGCCAUUUAUCAUGUA
Messenger RNA from Vigna angularis (adzuki bean), 1127 nucleotides. RefSeq lists its product as uncharacterized. The transcript has a single exon. The record is from RefSeq and is a predicted model, not a curated record. Bases 122 to 985 code for a protein of 287 amino acids. Lineage: Eukaryota; Viridiplantae; Streptophyta; Magnoliopsida; Fabales; Fabaceae.